Molecule: messenger RNA, 1344 nt
Organism: Priceomyces carsonii
Lineage: Eukaryota; Fungi; Ascomycota; Pichiomycetes; Serinales; Debaryomycetaceae
Product: NAD(P)/FAD-dependent oxidoreductase
Exons: 1
Coding region: 1-1344 (447 amino acids)
Molecular function (GO): saccharopine oxidase activity; sarcosine oxidase activity; flavin adenine dinucleotide binding
Source: RefSeq, a predicted model, not a curated record
AUGGAUGAACCAAGGACAGUAUUGAUCAUUGGUUCCGGAACCUUUGGCCUUUCUACAGCUUUGCACCUUUUACGACAAGGUAAAGUAGAGGUGACUUUAUUAGACCCUUAUCCUGUGCCCUCGCCGUGGUCGGCCGGGAAUGAUUCCAACAAGAUUAUUCAGACAACUUCUGAUGAUGACUUCUAUUCCAACUUAGCUUUAGAAGCUCUACAAAUGUGGAGAGAAGACAAUGUCUUCAAAAAGGCAUUUUCGGAGACUGGUAUUAUAUAUGCGGCCACUGGUAAAGAGGAGAGAAAGAGCAUUGACUAUCGCUACAAAUAUCUAAUUCAGCGUAACGACAAAGUAAUCAAGUUGAAUGGUGUGGAAGAUUAUGAGAAGUACGUGCCAAGUAAGCAAAGUAAGCAAGGUCUGCAAGGUCUUCAAGGUCUGCAAGCUUCUAAGUUCCAGAAAUGGUAUGGCUAUUAUCAGGAAAAAAAUUGUGGAUGGGCAUUUGCUAGAUUGGCAUUAGAGAGCUGCGCUGAAGAAUGCCGCAAACUAGGUGCUAGAUUUAUCAUUGAUUCUGCAGAGAAACUUCUCUACAGUAAAGAUGGAACAUGUGUUGGCGUUCGCACAUCCAGUGGUAGCUCCAUUGAAGCCGAUAGAAUUGUUGUUUGUGCUGGUGCAAGCUCAUUCAAGUUUUUGAACUAUGAGCAUCAACUUUUGGCUAAAUGCUGGACUUUGGGACAUAUCAAGCUUGCUGAUGACGAAGCUGCUUUGUUGAAGGGAAUGCCCGUAGUUUUGAACCUAGAUGGAGGAUUUGUGUUCGAACCAGAUACAAAUAAUGAGAUAAAGUUCUGCAAUGAGUUCCCAGGUUAUGUCAACAUUGUAGACAAGGAAUCAGUUCCUUUGUUUAAGGAUUCUAUUCCAAAAGAAGCCGAAGUCCAAAUGAGAGCCUUUUUAAGACAAAUUUUCCCCGAACUAGCGGAAAGAAAGUUUUCAUUGGCUAGAAUUUGCUGGUGUACAGACACCCCGGAUCGUCACUUCUUGAUUUGUGAGCAUCCAGAGCAUAAAAACUUAAUUUUAGGUACUGGUGAUUCCGGUCAAGGGUUCAAAUACAUGCCGAACGUUGGAAAAUACAUCUCUCAAGUUGCUCUCAAGGGUGAAAGUAGCUUAGAUAAAGAUAAAAAGAAAUUUUGGAGAUGGAGGCCAGAUAUGGGAAAGAAUAGAAACCUAAAUGACUUGCAAGGCAGAUAUGGUGGUUCCAACGAAGUAAAAGAUCUAAAGGAUGUCAAAGAAUGGUCUGAUGGAAUAGAGGACUCUGGCCUUGCUACAAAUAUCCAUAGUUUAUCCCUUCAAACUUCAUAA